AUGUCAGGGACGAAGAAGUCAGAAAGUCCUCAACACAGCCCAGCUCCAAAGCCGUCAACAAGAGGCGUCAUGAAUUGCAAGCCAUGCCAAAUUCGCAAGAACACAUCCUACGAUCGCGAGACGCUGAACGAAACUCCAGAGGGUGUUCCAAAGAAGCGCGGACCAAAGAAAGAAUCCAUUAGUGCUUUGAUAAAACGAAUUGAUGGCCUCGAGGAACUUCUGAAGUCAGAAAAAACACCUACACCACCUGGAUCCGACGUCGUCGCUACCGAAUUCAACGGAAAUCAUGCUCAUAGCAAUAUAAAUUGCGAAACUUGCGGUUCCGCAUCGUCAGACGUGUCGCCUUUCAGCGCACUCCACGAAGGAGGCUUUGCAGCAAACUCUAGCAGGGACUUUCCCUCAGUCAUCAACGCAGAAGGUCUCGUUGACAUCUACUUCACAUAUUUCCAUCGCAAUCCCUAUGAGAUUCUGGACGAAGAACUCACCAAGCACAAAUUGAGAAACAACCAGCUUCCCAAGCCGGUGUUGUACGCUGUCUGUGCUGUAGCCACAAGGUGUGUUCACGAGGUUUAG
Colletotrichum spaethianum is the source of this 573-nucleotide messenger RNA. RefSeq lists its product as uncharacterized. The record is from RefSeq and is a predicted model, not a curated record. Bases 1 to 573 code for a protein of 190 amino acids. Lineage: Eukaryota; Fungi; Ascomycota; Sordariomycetes; Glomerellales; Glomerellaceae. Gene Ontology annotation, cellular component: nucleus. The transcript has 3 exons.